UUUAUAGCAGCUAGCGAUAAGUUAUGGUUCAUGCUAGAGAUGUACUCGUUCGUAGAUUACUUCACGAUACCCCCGUCCUUCGUCUCAAUUUAUUUGGAUCGCACGUGGAUAGGUCUCCGUUUCCUUCGUGCCCUACGUCUGAUGACCGUGCCGGAUAUACUUCAGUAUCUGAACAUACUGAAAACUUCCAGCUCUAUACGUCUUGCUCAGUUAGUGUCCAUCUUCAUCUCGGUGUGGUUAACAGCAGCCGGCAUAAUUCAUUUACUGGAAAACUCCGGAGAUCCUUUAGACUUCGAAAACCCACACCCACUACCCUACUGGACGUGCGUCUACUUCCUCAUCGUGACGAUGUCCACGGUCGGAUACGGCGACGUCUACUGCCACACGGUCCUCGGCCGCACAUUCUUGGUGUUCUUCCUGCUCGUCGGCUUGGCGAUAUUUGCUAGUAGCAUUCCAGAGAUUAUAGACCUUGUAGGAACUAGAUCCAAGUACUGCGGCGAGUACAAGAGGGAGCACGGAAAGAGGUAUUAAUUUAUUUAAAAAAAA
Molecule: messenger RNA, 546 nt
Organism: Nicrophorus vespilloides
Lineage: Eukaryota; Metazoa; Arthropoda; Insecta; Coleoptera; Silphidae
Product: calcium-activated potassium channel slowpoke-like
Biological process (GO): monoatomic ion transport; transmembrane transport
Cellular component (GO): postsynaptic membrane
Molecular function (GO): large conductance calcium-activated potassium channel activity
Source: RefSeq, a predicted model, not a curated record